AGCGGGGAGCUCCGUCCGCCCCGCCGCGGAGGGGCUGAGGAGAGGCAGAGCACACUUCAAUCUCCUCCGCCGUGCCUCUUGUCCACCUUCCUUCUCCUCACCCGUUCCCUGGCGGGGAGAGGAGUCCCGCAGCCUUCCCCCGCCAGGCUGGGCUCCCCUGCCCUUUGCUCCCCGCCGAGCGGAAGGUGGUGGGGCUGGACUGAGGUGAACUCUUUGGCCUUCGCAACCCUCGCCAUGGCCAUCGGUGGGCUUGGGACGUCGCUUCUGCUCAUGGCCGGCAUCGUGGUGGCAGUGGGACUGUGCCGGAGAUUGACCCGCCGACAGCUGCGAUCCCACCAGUGCCUUUACACUUUCUUUCUGGAGAUGUUCAGCACCUUCCAGAUUUGUGCCUGCACCAACGAGCUGUGCAUGCUGGGCACUGUGGACCCCGAGCCGCACACGGCGCUCACGCUCACCUACGGUUUCAGCGUCCUGCAUGGCCUGACUCUGACCGGCAGCACCUGCAACCCCUGCGGUGCCCUGCAGCCCAUGUGGGGCGGCGGGAUGUCCGUCAGGAUGGGGGGACUCAAGAUUGCCGCUCAGUUUGUGGCUGCGGUGCUCGCCAGGAUGUUCAUGCGCUUUAUCUGGAGCCUGGAGAUGACGGAGCCGCAUUUUGGAGCGCUCUCGCAGGGCUGCGGCAACCCCAUGCAGACCACAGAGGUGCAGGCGUUCUGCAUAGAACUGCUCUUUUCUGUCGUUUUCCAGCUGACUGUCCUGCGAGUGGAAAGUGUUAAUCCCAAGUACAGAGUCCAUUUGGUUGCUCUUCUCAUCACCAUGCUCGUGUAUGCAGGUGGAAAUCUCACAGGAGCAAUUUUUAACCCAGCACUGGCUUUUUCAUUGCAUCCAAAUUGUUUCUAUGAGAAGUUUUGGAGUUAUUCACUAGUAUACUGGAUAGCACCGUCCUUAGGUACGAUACUUGUGGCUUUUAUAUGGAUGAAAUUCUUCCUCGGAUAUCCUGAGACAUCAAAUUCUGAAUGAAAAAUACUUUCGGCACCUGCAGCCAUGAAGCUUUCAGAAAACGGUUGACAUCAACUCCUAUGCCACCUUUCAGUUGUAUUUUCAGAUUUCAUGUUUGAAAGACUUGACUUACAGCUUUGUAUUCAAAAACCUUCUUUGUAAUAGUAUAUUGGGAUUUUGAGAGCACCUGCCAACACUUUUAAUUAAACCAGAUGAAUGUGAAGGAUUGUUAAAACACUGAAACUUUGUCACUUUAGCCAUAACUGCCAUUUGCUGACUUUUAUUACAACAGCAUGUGAAACUAAUUAUAGAGAAAUACCCAGUC
This is a messenger RNA of Columba livia (rock pigeon), 1321 nucleotides long. RefSeq names its product aquaporin 11 (gene AQP11). Gene Ontology annotation, cellular component: cytoplasm; membrane. Lineage: Eukaryota; Metazoa; Chordata; Aves; Columbiformes; Columbidae. Gene Ontology annotation, molecular function: channel activity. Gene Ontology annotation, biological process: transmembrane transport. The record is from RefSeq and is a predicted model, not a curated record.